This is a messenger RNA of Postia placenta MAD-698-R-SB12, 1152 nucleotides long. RefSeq lists its product as hypothetical. The transcript has 6 exons. Gene Ontology annotation, biological process: transmembrane transport. The record is from RefSeq and is a predicted model, not a curated record. Bases 1 to 1152 code for a protein of 383 amino acids. Gene Ontology annotation, molecular function: transmembrane transporter activity. Lineage: Eukaryota; Fungi; Basidiomycota; Agaricomycetes; Polyporales; Adustoporiaceae.
AUGUUCCUCAUCACGCUUGUCUGCUACACAAUUCUACAUCUCGGGCAAGCACUCGCUCCGAAUAUUGAGGCGCUCCUCGCCACACGCUUUCUGAGCGGCUUCUUCGCCGUGUCGCCCCUCACAAACUGUGGUGGACUGAUCUUCGACAUCUGGGAUCCCAUCCGACGCGGAAUGGCGACAAAUCUAUUUGUUGCGGGUGUCUUUAUCGGACCCGUGCUUGGCCCAAUUGUCGGCGGUUUCAUUACGAUGAGCUAUCUAGGGUGGAGAUGGGUCUUCUGGAUUAUGAUGAUAUUUGCAGGGCUUUGCACCGUUAUUGCAAUCAUCUUUGUACCCGAGACAUAUGCUCCCAUUCUCUUGCAACAGAAGGCACGCCGCUUGCGCAAAGCAGACCCUGUCCGAAAUGCAGAUCUAUAUGCUGAGCAUGAGCGGGCAGACUGGUCGGUCAAAGGCGUUCUGCACCGCACGUUGUACAGACCAAUCAAGAUGCUAGCUGUCGAGCCCAUCUUACUUCUAGUCACUCUUUACCUCUCGCUGGUCUACGGCGUUCUCUACGCAUUGUUUGAAGCGCUUCCCUUUAUUUUUGUCGAGACCCGAGGCUUCAACAUCGGCGAGUCUGGGCUGGUCUUCGUUGGUGUUGGGAUCGGCACCACGCUUGGCGCUGCCGCGUUCGUUCCGCUCAGUAGGCACUAUCCUAGGCUCAUGAAGGAAUGGCGUGGUUUCCCACCUGCGGAGCAACGGCUGUUUGGCGCCAUGCUUGGUGGCCCCAGCCUCGUUAUCGGUUGCUUCUGGCUAGGAUGGACAGGAAAUUAUCCUAGUGUGCCGUGGAUCGUUCCCGCGCUUGCGACGAUCCCCAUCGGUGCAAGUGUGAGCAUGGUGUUCAUUUCAUUCUUCACAUAUCUGGUAGAUGUAUAUUUGAUGUACACCGCGUCCGCGUUGGCGGCGAGCACGAUGAUACGAUCUGCUGUCGGUGCCGCCUUCCCCCUCUUCACGACACAGAUGUUCCAGAACCUUGGUAUCAAUUGGGCGUGCACGCUAAUAGGGUUGCUCGGCUUGUUGCUGGCGCCCAUACCAUUCCUUUUCUACCGAUACGGCGCCUACAUCCGCGCGAAGAGCACAUUCUCGCCGUCUCCCGUGAGUGGUUCCGAGUGGUAA